This is a messenger RNA of Babjeviella inositovora NRRL Y-12698, 1047 nucleotides long. Its product is annotated as NAD+ transporter. Gene Ontology annotation, biological process: NAD transmembrane transport. Lineage: Eukaryota; Fungi; Ascomycota; Pichiomycetes; Serinales. The record is from RefSeq and is a predicted model, not a curated record. Gene Ontology annotation, molecular function: NAD transmembrane transporter activity. The transcript has a single exon. Bases 1 to 1047 code for a protein of 348 amino acids.
AUGAGUGAGAAAGAUUUCCACCAGGAAUACACAGCGCCCAAGAGCGCGCUAAGGCUCACGCCGGCAAAGGUGACCGCGCUAUCAGGUGCGCUCGCGGGCUUUCUCUCGGGCGUGGCGGUAUGUCCGCUUGACGUAGCAAAGACGCGCUUACAGGCACAAGGCGCAUUUGCAUCACUGUUGCGCAGCGCUGACGCUCGCGGCACACCCCCACCGUUCAAGUAUAAGGGCUUGGUGCAGACAAUCUCAUUGAUUCUGAAGGAAGAAGGUAUCCGUGGGUUGUACCGCGGGUUGGUGCCCAUAGUAUUCGGCUACUUGCCGACGUGGAUGAUCUACUUCACGGUGUAUGAGAAGUGCAAGCCGGUGAUUUCGCGGAACCUCGACCACGAAUUCGGGUCGUACGUUUUAUCGGCCAUUUGUGCGGGUGCUGCCUCGUCGAUUCUGACGAACCCCAUCUGGGUGGUCAAGACCCGAUUGAUGCUCCAGACCGGCUCUGGGUCCCUCAUGAACCCCACCUUUGAUCCAAAGAUAAAAUCUCGCGCCUCACAUUACUACUACAAGGGCACGAUCGAUGCCUUCAGGAAGAUGUACAAGUACGAGGGCCUCACGGUCUUCUACUCGGGAUUGGUCCCGUCGCUCUUUGGCUUGAUGCAUGUGGGGCUCCAGUUUCCCGUAUACGAGAAGUUAAAGAAGUUCUUGAGGGUCGACCAGGAAGACAGUGAUGUCACAGGCAGCCGCUUGUGGAAGUUGGUGGCGGCCAGUUCCUUGUCCAAGAUGUUUGCUAGUUCUAUUACGUAUCCCCACGAGGUUUUACGAACGCGCAUGCAAUUAUCAGGAAACACAAAGGAAGACCCGAAGGACGUGAAGGUGUACGGAAAGGGUGGAAAGAAACUUGGUUUAUUUGCCACGAUGAAGAAUAUUUAUGUGAAGGAGCUGAUGCGCGGGUUUUAUUCUGGGUUUGUUGUUAACUUGAUGCGAACCGUUCCCGCCAGUGCUGUGACGUUAGUCAGCUUUGAGUAUUUCAAGGCGCAUUUUACACAAUACGUGUGA